AACGCGCAAUGUUUCGCUAUAAGUUUCCUUUUGGGGACUUCCAAACCAUAACAACAAUGACUGAAACCGGUAUAACUUUCGAUCCGCCGGUGUACGAACAGCGUUACUGUGCAGCGAUCCAGAUCCUGGAAGACUCUCGCUGGGCAAAUCAGAUUAAGAAGGUUGUGGAGUUUGGCUGUGCCGAAAUGAGACUUUUCCAUCUAAUGCGUCGCAUAGAGAAUAUAGAAAAUAUUUUAUUGGUUGAUAUUGACGAGCCCUUACUUAGGAGACAUUUGUGUAGCAUCAAUCCAUUAGUCUCUGAUUAUGUUAGGCGACGUGCGUGUCCGCUAAAUGUUCAGGUUCUUCAGGGAAGCGUUGCAGAUUCUUCGGAAGAAUUAAGAAACACAGAUGUUGUAAUUGCACUAGAGUUAAUCGAGCAUGUAUAUGACGAUGUUUUGUCCAAAAUUCCUUCAAAUAUUUUUGGUUUUAUGCAGCCAAAAUUGGUAGUUUUUAGCACACCAAAUUCUGACUUUAACGUUAUAUUUACGCGUUUCAAUCCAUUACUACCUAAUGGAUUUCGCCACGAUGAUCACAAAUUUGAAUGGACUCGAAAGGAAUUCAAAUCGUGGUGCUUGGGCAUUGUUGAGAAAUAUCCGAAUUACAUGUUCUCACUAAUGGGAGUGGGGAAACCGCCCAAAGACCUAGAAUCUGUGGGACAUGUUUCACAAAUAGCCGUAUUUGUUCGUAAGGAUUUCCUGGAUAUGGAGUUGGAGAAUCCUUUGGAUUCAAAUCCGAAACCAAAUGAGGAAUCCACGCCCUAUAAGUUAAUUCACUCUGUCGACUACCCUUUUAAUGUGGACACUCGCACCGAGAAGGAAAAAAUAUGGACCGAAGUCCAGAUUGAGUUGCAGCGUUUCAAAAGACUAGCCAAUUCUUCUGAGAACGAGAUGGACUCCUACCAGGGCAAUUAUAAAUUGCCAAUUGCUCUCCUAUUGGAUCGCCUAGAACACGUCGGAGCAACUGCAAAUAUCCUCGAAGAAAUACUAAAGGAGAACAAGUUAAAUGUACAGAAUGAAUGUGUUAUAAUAGAAGACAGCGAUGAGGAAUCAGAGUGGUCAAAUCCCGAUGACUUGGCAGAAUAUCCUUUCCAGGAGAUUGUAUUGGCGGACCAGGAACAAGCAGAGGAGUGUUGGGACUUGACUCCGAAGUAGUAACUUAAGUUAUUCACCUUCUAAGACCUUCUAAAUACACCGACAAAUUAUCAUA
Messenger RNA from Drosophila eugracilis, 1245 nucleotides. RefSeq names its product small RNA 2'-O-methyltransferase (gene Hen1). The transcript is spliced from 3 exons. The record is from RefSeq and is a predicted model, not a curated record. Gene Ontology annotation, biological process: RNA methylation; siRNA processing; piRNA processing. Gene Ontology annotation, cellular component: cytoplasm; nucleus. Lineage: Eukaryota; Metazoa; Arthropoda; Insecta; Diptera; Drosophilidae. The coding region runs from base 9 to 1190 and encodes 393 amino acids. Gene Ontology annotation, molecular function: O-methyltransferase activity; RNA methyltransferase activity.